Fusarium sp. VM40 is the source of this 1041-nucleotide messenger RNA. The record is from the annotation of a GenBank genome assembly. NCBI's taxonomy places the organism in Eukaryota, Fungi, Ascomycota, Sordariomycetes, Hypocreales, Nectriaceae.
AUGUCCGUCAACGCCCCUACAGUACUCGUCACAGGCGCAAAUGGUUACCUUUCGUGCCAUGUGAUCAACGAGCUUUUGAGAAAAGGCUACCACGUGCGCGGCACAGUCAGAUCCAAAGCGGCUGAAUGUGUAGUUCGCGACACUUUUCCAGAGGCUUUUGGUUCAAAGCUCAAAAUCAUCUACGUGCGCGACUUGACCAAUCCUAAAGAGUUCAAAGAGUCAUUGACUGAGGAUAUCAUUGGCGUCGUUCAUGCGGCAAGUCCAGCGCCGAGUCAGGUUGAGGAUAAUGUCCGCGACAUGCUAGACCCUGCGGUGAAAGGCGCUACUAGUAUCCUCGAGGCCUGCAAGCUGUAUGCCGGGCCUUCCCUCAAGCGUGUGGUCCAUAUAUCGUCAUUUGCAGCUUGCCUUGAUCUCUCCAAAGGCUUUCGCCCUGGAUACACUUAUAGCGAAUCGGACUGGAAUCCCACAACCUUUGAGCAGGCCACGACUAUCAAGGAUCCAGUGGCUCUGUACAUCGCUUCUAAAGCAUUAUCGGAACGUGCUGUCUGGUCUUGGAUGAAGGAACAAAGACCUCGUUUUGAUCUCGCAUCCCUUGCCCCUGUGACCGUCUUUGGCCCCCAUCAUGAGCAAGUUAGCUCGAUGGAUGCCAUCAAGUCGACAGCGAGACUGCUAUGGCAGCUCGUGGAUGCAGAGAAAAUCCCCGAGCCGGACUUUCCUGGCUAUGUUGACGUACGGGACACUGCUGCGAUGGUCGUUGCUGCACUUGAAACUCCUGAAGCUGGCGGUAACCGAUUUGUAUUGUCGCAGCAAUUCGAUUGGCAAACAGCGGCGGAUGAUGCAAGAAAUGGACUCGGGGACGCCAGGGAUAGAAUACCAGAGGGUAAUCCUGGCACUGGAAAGGACGAAGGCCUGCUUACGAUGUAUCAAAUCAACGGGAGUAAGGCAGUUGAUCUCCUCAAGGUCGACUACCGGCCGUUAUCGGUUACUGUUACAGAUACCCUCAGUCAAUUUCUCGCAAUUGAGAAAAGAUUCACAGAGUAG